CCUCCCUCCAGACAGUGUGGCGCACAAUAGCGUCAGAGUGCGCACGAUACGCACACGCACUCUGGUUUCAGCUCGAUCGUGCACACUUUUUGGACACUUUUACGCACUUCUCGUUGGCUUCCAAUGGGAAUUAAUCGCGUGCGCGCAACCUUUGCGUCGAUUCCCAGAACGCUGUGAUUUGAAUUUUUGUUCCUUUUUGUUUUGGAGGGGGAAACUUUCGAGGCAAACAUGCCGGAGAGAAUCAGCAUUUCUGAUUUUGUGGAUCUGACCAAUGAGGAUCUGUCGUCGCCGGCCACGUCCACUUUUCAGGCCAAAAUGAGCGACUGCCGGAGCACAGUGUCCGCCGUGGAGGAGUCUCUGGAGAUGGAUCACACGACUCUCCAAAAGAUGAAAAAGAUGAUCAAAGCCAUCUACAACUCUGGAAUCACUCACAUGGAAGCCAAGGAGCAGUACACAGAGGUCCUGGAGAAACUGGGCAACAGCCACCUAAGCCAGGACAACAACGAGGUCUCCACGGGCUUCCUCAACCUGGCCGUAUUCACCCGAGAAGUCACGGCCCUGCUCAAAAAUCUGGUGCAGAACCUCAACAACAUCAUGGCCUUCCCUUUGGAAAAUGUGCUGAAAUCGGAGCUGCGCGACAGCAGAUUGGAGCUGAAGAAACAGAUGGAGAGGAGCUGGAAGGAGUACGACUUAAAAAUAGCAAAACUGGAGAAAGAGCGCAAGGAGAAGAGCCGGCAGCUCAUCCGGACAGAGGGUUCGGACAGUGGGGAGGACAUGGAGAGGGAGAGGCGGACCUUCCAGCUGCAGAUGUGUGAGUACCUUUUAAAGAUACAGGAGCUGAAGGUCCGACAAGGCCCCGAUCUCCUCCAGAGCCUCAUAAAGUUCUUCCAGGCCCAGCUCAGUUUCUUUCAGGACGGCCUGAAAGCUGCAGAGAAUCUUGCUCCCUUUGUGGAGAAACUGGCGUCCUCGGUUCACACGGUCCGGCUCGACCAGGACGAGGAAGUCAAACAGCUCACUCAGCUGCGGGAUUCUCUUCGCUUGCUCCUGCAAGUGGAUGGCAAAGAGGAAUACCUAAACAGGAAGAACUCGGGCAACGGCUACAGCAUCCACCAGCCGCAAGGAAACAAGCAGUAUGGGACGGAAAAAUCGGGGUUCUUGCUGAAAAAGAGCGACGGGAUCAGAAAAGUGUGGCAGAAGAGGAAAUGUGGAGUCAAAUUUGGCUGCCUAACCAUCUCUCACAGCACGAUCAACCGACCACCAGCCAAACUCAACCUCCUGACCUGUCAGGUGCGAGCAAACCCGGAGGACCGCAAAGCCUUUGACCUGGUUACUCAUAACCGAACAUACCAUUUCCAGACAGAAGACGAGCAGGAAUGUGUGAUCUGGGUGUCGGUGCUGCAGAACAGUAAGGAAGAGGCCCUGAACACAGCGCUGGGAGGAGACCAGCUUCACCUCCAGGACAGCGGCCUGCAGGAGCUUUCCAAAGCUAUCAUCAAAGAACUUCGCCACAUGCCCGGCAACGACGCCUGCGCCGACUGUGGCGCACCAGAUCCAACAUGGCUGUCCACGAAUCUUGGCAUCCUGACCUGCAUUGAAUGCUCGGGGAUCCACAGAGAACUGGGUGUCCACUACUCCAGGAUCCAGUCGCUGACCCUGGACCUGCUUAGCACCUCUGAGUUACUGUUGGCUGUCAGCAUUGGCAACACAAGAUUCAACGACAUCAUGGAGGCGGGCCUUCCAAAUGACGCUGUCAAACCUUUGCCACAGAGUGACAUGAAUGCCAGAAAGGAGUACAUUGUGGCCAAAUACGCCGAGCGCCGCUACGUCCUGCGCAGGGAGACGACGGAACCCGGCCAGCUGUACGACGCCGUGAAGAGUCGUGACCUGACGUCUCUGCUGCAGCUCUUCGCCGAGGGGGCGGACCUCGCCAGACCGCUUUCGUUGGCUGAUGGACAGGGUCUGAAAGAAACUGCUCUUCAUCUGGCCGUGCGUCUGGAAGAAAGAAGCUCUCUGGCCAUCGUGGACUUCCUGUGCCAGAACAGCAACUGCUUGGAAAAGAGGACAGCGGAAGGCAAUACGGCUCUGCACUACAGCGUCCUCCAUCACAAGCCCGAAUCGCUCAAAUUGCUGCUGAAAGCCAAGGCCACUCUUCACAUAGUGAACUCUGCAGGAGAGACUGCCCUUGAUAUCGCCAGGAGGCUGCAGCACACGCAAUGCGUUGAGCUGUUGGAGCUGGCCCACAAUGGGAAGUUCAACUCUCAGAUGCACGUGGAGUUCACGUGGGACACUCAAGCUCAGGAGAUCUACGACAGCGAGGACGACCUGGACGAGAGGGUGAGCCCCGUACCCAAGAACCGCUCUCCGGUGUCGUCCAAUGGAGGCGUGGGAGCCCGCUGGAGUGUGGUGAGCAGCACCUGCGGCAGCCCGGCCAGCAGACCUUGUCAAACCUACGAGAACCUGGAGUUCCUCUACAGAAAUCCCCCGGCCAACAGCGCCCCCUCUGGCAUAUCCAUGCCACCACCACUGCCCGCUAAAUCCACCCCUAAAGGUCGCUCCGACCCUCAACUGUCGCUCACAACGCCGGACGUGAGCUUCCAGCCUCCCAGACGCGCUUCCAACCCGUCCUCCAGCACGCCCGGUUCCCAGGCGCAAGCCAGAGAGAGCCCUCCAUCCCCUGCCACGGAGAAUCAGGCCCCGGCUGGAAAAGCAACCAAGGGAAGUGGGCUGUGGCCUCAUAGAUAUUCCGGGGAAGUGCAAGCCGGCACUGCCUGUGCCUCUCAAAGCACCGCCACGUCACCCCAGAACCACAUUGGGCCUGUCAGUUCUGAAAAGACCACAUCUUAUCGUCGCACCAGCAGCGGAGGAAACAACCAGGGCAAGUGUGCCGUGUUGUCUCCCACCAGCAACCAGGAGGAGCCAUAUUGUAUUGUGGGUGGAAAUUGCGCCGGCCUCGGCCCGGCACCCACCACAGUUGCCGCAUCUUCUUCACCUGGCGUCACCCCUGCCCUGCGACCACGCCGGAAUGCUAUGGUGUCGGGCAACAGGCACCACCAGAAGCGGGUCAAGGCCAUAGUGGAUGGCAGACCCACCAAUUCCGAGCAGCUGACCUUUUUUAAGGAUGAGACAAUCGUGGUCACGGUCUCUACUGACCCCCACUGGUGGGUUGGUUACAUAGAAGGAGACUCAUCUAGGAGCGGGACCUUCCCUGUCAACUACGUCCAGAAAGUGACAGAUUAAACAUGUCUGUGAAUGACAAACUGAAGCAGCAUCAGAUGCUGGUCGGCAUUUUUUACAUUUUAGCGAGCAGGUGGACUUCUAUGCUGUUUUCCAACACGGAUUUACUCAAACUGGAACAUGGUGAGCGGAUUAAGGACAUUCCCCGCCAGAGACUACACAAAGUGAUUUGAAAUUGCUGACAAGGAAUAUCAAACUUUUGAAAAUCUU
Messenger RNA from Hippocampus comes (tiger tail seahorse), 3444 nucleotides. RefSeq names its product ArfGAP with SH3 domain, ankyrin repeat and PH domain 3 (gene asap3). The record is from RefSeq and is a predicted model, not a curated record. Gene Ontology annotation, biological process: positive regulation of GTPase activity. Bases 229 to 3237 code for a protein of 1002 amino acids. The transcript has 26 exons. NCBI's taxonomy places the organism in Eukaryota, Metazoa, Chordata, Actinopteri, Syngnathiformes, Syngnathidae. Gene Ontology annotation, cellular component: cytoplasm. Gene Ontology annotation, molecular function: protein binding; GTPase activator activity.